CUUCAGACGAUAUCGUAGGGAACUCGUCUUAAAAUAUUCCAACGUUCGCACGAUAUGCGUUACGCAACACGUGACCGUUAGUGAAGAACAGUGCCUUGAUAUAAAAUCAAUAACAUCUAAAUAUGAUUUAAGAAGUAACUAUCAGAAAACAAUAUGGAUUAUGAAGAUGUAAGCCCGGCUGUUGUUCUCCAUUGGAAUUACAGAGGAUUCACCGAAUUCCCACUCCAUCGCAUCAACGGUGAAGAAGCAGAAAUAACGGAUAUUUACUUAAAAGAGAAUCUCAUUAGUCGCGUACCAAACGAAAUUUGCAAAUUGAGAAACCUAGAAAGUUUGUAUUUAAGCGGAAACGAUAUAACGGAGCUUCCGAAGGAAAUAUCCGGGUUGAGAUACCUUAAAUGUUUGGACAUAAGUGGGAACAGGUUGAGGAUGCUCCCGGAUGAAGUCGGCGACAUGAAGUGCCUGAAGUUUCUGAUUCUGGAUGAAAAUGAACUUACGUCACUUCCGCUCAGACUGAACGAGCUGCGGUACCUGCGAUAUCUAUCGGUUUGUGAUAACAAACUGCAAUGGCUGCCACAGAGACCCGUUUACAACUACCAUCAUUGCGAGUUCCGAUUUUGGAGGAACACCGCGCUAAGAUCAAUUCCUUAUACCCUGUGGUAUCACAUGUUUCGCGACCAGCAAACAAGGAGUUUGAAUAUAGGGUGUCUCAACAUCCCACAACAUGAACACACAUCCACAAUAGGCAUGUUUCGGUUAAAGUUCAUUCAAAAUUCAAGAGAAUAUGAAGUUGAAAUUCUGUGUCCACCAUAUCAAAAUAUUGUUUUAUACAGUGACAAAGAUUCACCACCAAGCCUUUAUGAAAUAUGCAAAAGACAGUUGUAUCAAAUAAUUUGUGAAACUGCUAAAAGACACACAGACAAUUUAGAAUGUAAUUAUUUUUGGCAUAACUUAUAUCGUAACAAUCGUGCAAGAAAUCUUCAAGAAAGUUUUGGUAAUAUUGAUAUUGACAAAGGUGAAGAUCACAAUCAAGACGAGAAUGGAAAUACUCGUACGUUUAGAACUAAGGUUAAUAAAAGUGUAAGCAAAAUGAAAUUGAAGAAUGAUUACGGUCCGUCGGACAUAGUCGAGGAGCAUUUUAAGUAUUUGCCAAGUUUCAUAAAAAGAGAUUUGUCUAAUGGACCAAUAUCAAGAUGUGAACACGUGCAAUGUAAAAAACCUGUUUUUGAUCAUGCCCAUUUUGAAUUUUGUCUAGGAAAACUGAUCCUCAUAGAUAAUGUCGAAAACGUCAUUCUUAGUGCCACCUUUUGCUCCAAGUCUUGUUUAGAUAAAUGGAAAAUAGGCAGAAAUGUUAUUCCAUGGACAAUUUAAUGAUGCGAUGUGUACAAUACCGUUACCUUGUUUAAUUUAUUAAAUUAAUAUUAGUUACUA
Molecule: messenger RNA, 1428 nt
Organism: Chilo suppressalis (striped riceborer)
Lineage: Eukaryota; Metazoa; Arthropoda; Insecta; Lepidoptera; Crambidae
Source: the annotation of a GenBank genome assembly